Molecule: messenger RNA, 702 nt
Organism: Nematocida ausubeli
Lineage: Eukaryota; Fungi; Microsporidia
Product: mRNA capping enzyme, beta chain
Exons: 1
Coding region: 1-702 (233 amino acids)
Molecular function (GO): polynucleotide 5'-phosphatase activity
Source: RefSeq, a predicted model, not a curated record
AUGAAGUUUGAAGAAACAAGCGAGAAGAAUCCGCAUAUACUGGAGGUUUUAAAGAAGGCUCUUCCAGAGAAACUAUCUUCUUCUAUGGAAAUAGAAGUAAGACUGGGCACUAUAAUGGACAAGUCAACACAGAAGAGACUUGCAGUGCGAGUCCUUCACCCAUGCAUUAUGGAAAGAACAGACACUCUGUGGUUUGAAGCCACAGUGUCAGAAAGUGACUUUCAUUUGCUGCAAGGUCACUUCUCUAAGAUGUUUGAGGAGUCUGAGAGUAAGCUAAUAAUUGACACAUUGCUGCACGGCAUGCGAAGAUCAGAGACAAAAGAGAUCAAUGGUGCUCCAGUGCAUAAAGAGUCGGUUAUUAUCAAAAAGAAGAAGAUGUUCUCUCUGGAUAUUUUCUGUCCGCAGAGUAAAUACGACCUUAGAAUUGGGCUAAGUGAGGAAAUUGUGCAGAAAGACACAAUUGGCAUGCAGGUCUCAGGAAAUGUGAGAGAAAAAAGAAGAACAACAUACACGCAUCCUUUGUUUGUAGUGGAUGUGACUGAAGUGAAAUCAAGAAGGGAGAGCACAGAUGUAAAGAACUCUACUCCUACAUUUGAGAUUGAGAUUGAGGCAAACAACAAAUCAUAUGACAGAAGCACCUUUAUACAUAUCGUAAAUAACUCAAUAGACAUUAUUAGGCACGCACUUGUCAAGAAGCCAUAG